AUGGCGGCAAAGGGCCAGACUACCGAGGUAGCUUACCAGAGCCUUCCGAGGGACGACCCUUCGGCGGCUCUGCUGCACCCUGAGGAGCGAGAGGAGGAGGAAAGAAAGCCGUCCGUCUCCAUCACCUUUUCGCCCGUCCUCCUCCUCCGAUUUAUCGUCAUCGCUCUAGGAAUCACGGCCACCGUCUUCAUCUGCAUGCCCUGGUACCACGACGGCCUGGCCGCCUUCUUCGGCAUCUGGUCCAUCAUGCUCAUCCUUUGGAACUCGUACCACCUCAUCAGCGGCCUCAUCUACUGUGCCUGCUGCGGAAAGAAGGGUGGCAACAACGUGGUUGACAUUACGCUUGGGAGCUUUUUCUGUUCCUUUGGCUUCGUGUCUGCCAUCCAGCUUGGCUCUCCCCAGACGAGGAGCAUUUUGGUCAAGUUGAGGCCUUAUCUCAUCAACUUGGUGGACCUUGGCUUCGGUGGCUUCUUCAUCAUCCCCGGUGUCUUGGCCUUGACGAGUGGCCUUUGGUACUAUGAUGACAAUGUUGGCGGGCUGUGCAUCACCUUGUCGACGCUGGAGUUCAUCAUUGCGUUCGUGUCUCUGUUCAGCAUCUUCCGCAAGGUCAAGCUCGUCUUGUACAAGGCCGAGGAGCACGACAAGCCUGCCUAUACUAUUCCUGAGCUGUACCGAGACGACACGUCGGAGCCCCGAGCCUCGACUUCCUCCGAGGUUUAG
Molecule: messenger RNA, 720 nt
Organism: Fusarium keratoplasticum
Lineage: Eukaryota; Fungi; Ascomycota; Sordariomycetes; Hypocreales; Nectriaceae
Exons: 2
Coding region: 1-720 (239 amino acids)
Source: RefSeq, a predicted model, not a curated record